UUUUCCUCUAACGUCGAUGGUUUUAUUUACGAAUCAUCUUUCUGUCGUCUAUCAACCAAAUAAAUAAUUAUUAUUAGACAAAAUAUAAGUUAAAUUUUAAAGGAAAUCGGAAAACUACCUUAAUUAGAUGAAAUUAAUUAGAUUGUGAUUAAAUUUCUAUAUAGGACACCCCUGUCAUUACUGAAUACUACGCCUGGCACUUCCUUGUUCAAAAGUUUUAUUUAGAGGAAGGCUUGAGGGAAAAGUUGGGACACCGGUUUGGAUAUUUCGACGUUGUUGUGUCCAAUAUUGAAGACAUGGCUCAUAUCAAUCGUACAAUUUGGCACAAGUAGCGUGUGUGUGUAUCGCAGUUGUUAUUUCUUCCCCAUGGCUGUAGUUAUUAGAAGCGGGCUAACGUUGCACUGAGCGGCCCCGUGAAGAGGAAGAUGUCCACGGCUAACGUUAGCGACAACCUCCGAGUGAAGUUUCCUCUGCACGCCGCAGUGUGGGAGAAUGACUACAGGAAACUGGAAGAAGAAAUAGCACAGAAUGACAUUGAGACCGUGGAUCCCAGAGGUCGGACACCUCUGCACCUGGCUGUGUCGCUCGGGCACCUGGAGUCAGUGAGAGUCCUUCUCAGACACGGCGGUGAAGUGACUAAAGAAAACGCCAAGAGUUGGACAGUGCUGCAGGAGGCAGUCAGCACCGGAGAUCCAGAGAUGGUUCAGUUAGUGCUUCAACGCAGAGACUACCUCAAAGCCUCCACUGCUCUGGGAGGAGUGCCUGAGCUGCUGUCAAAGAUCCGAGAGUCUCCAGACUUCUAUAUGGAAAUGAAGUGGGAGUUUACCAGUUGGAUCCCUCUUCUGUCCCGGGUUUGUCCAAGUGAUGUUUGUCGCAUCUGGAAAAGUGGCGCCAGCCUGCGAGUGGAUGCCACUCUUCUAGGCUUUGAAAACAUGACCUGGAUCAGAGGGCGUAGAAGCUACAUCUUCAGAGGAGACGAUUCAUAUGCAGAGUUGAUGGAGGUGAACCAUGACGAUGAAGUGGUGGACACUGAACGCUUCAACAUAUCCCAAGAAAUGGAGGAUGUCACACUUGAGUCGAUGCAGCCUGCUGAACAGGAAGUUGCCAAAAGAUUGACCACUCCUAUUGUCAACACCUACUUGGACACGAGGGAUAUUGCUUUUGAGAGGAACAAGUCGGGGAUUUGGGGCUGGAGAAGUGACAAAACUGAAGUGGUCAAUGGAUUUGAAUCAAAGGUUUUCAGCGUGAACAACGUAAACGUGGUUAUCAGGACAAGAACGGAGCAUCUGACAGAUGAGGAGAAAGCCAGGAUAAAGAGUGAAAGGAACAUCUUGGAGUCUCUGCUGGGGACUGUGGAGCAGCACAUAAGUGCACAGGGGGACCUGACCCUUGAGUAUGCAACUGCGACCAAUCCCACUGCCAUCACUCCGGAGGAAUAUUUUGAUCCUGACUUUGACCUGGGGGACAGGGACAUCGGCAGACCCAUUGAACUGAGCAUUCGAACACAGAAGUUCAAAGGUACAUUGUGGAUGAGCGAGGAACAUCCUCUGUCCCUGGUGGAGCAAGUGACCCCCAUUAUUGACCUCAUGGCUCGGACCAGUUCCCAUUUUGCACGGCUACGAGACUUUGUGACCCUGAACUUUCCUCCUGGAUUUCCUGUUAAAAUAGAGAUUCCACUGUUUCAUGUGCUGAAUGCCAGGAUUACAUUCGGUAACGUCAAUAAAUGCAGUACUGAAGAGGAGGCGAACACAACGCCAGCAGCCACACCAACAUCUUCAGGAGAAGACGAAGAAGCUGCAGCACUGCCUCCGUUUCAAGUGUGUCCUUCAGUGUUUGAGGUGCCUGUCAGUUACCACCGCCGAGGAGGCAGCCGACACACUCCCGUGUCCAACAACGACGAGGAGCUUUUGCAGUACGCCAUCCACCAGAGUCUGCUGGAGUCUCGCAGAGGCCCGGGCCAGGAGGGAGGUUGGGAUGACACUGACGGGGAUCUCACUGACGUUAUGCCCAGUAGCCAGAGCGACAGGAGUAUCCCAGAGGGGGUGCUGGUGGAAUACGGAGACAGCCCUAGCCCUGCCAGCUCCCACUCCACCUCUAGCCCCGACACAGAGCUCCGCCUGGCCAUGGAGCUCUCUGCACGAGCUCAAGCGGAAGAGGAGAGGAUGAGGAAGCAGGAGGAAGAGGAGCUGGAGAGAAUAUUGCAGCUAUCGCUCACUGAGAAGUAAAAAAAAAAAAAAGGAAUAAGAGGGAAUAAUAAUACAACUUUUUUCAGAUCCAGAAGCAACCACCACACCUCAAAUUUUUCCUUCCUAACCACUGUAGUCAUCUAUGCAACCGCAGAUUUCUUUCUGUAACAAAUCAUUCUUGCACAGGCAAUAUCAGACUCUCGGUAUCCAAUAUUUUCCAAAAGGUAUUUUUGGUAAGAGCAUACUCCUUUUUAUAUAUUUCUAUCUCAGCAUAGUGUGUCUCCAUCCUCAAGCUUAAUUCGUGGACUCUUUGAGAUCAUUUUGAGUCUGUUCUUUCCUCGGUUUUUCCGAAUCCGAAUCACAGCAGCAACCCACGUGUGUUGAUCAAUGUUGUUGUCCGGAGUGGGGUCAAAUCAGUGUAAUUAAGGUUCUAUGAAUAACAAUGUUUGGCUACUCAAGGUGACUUCAUGUAGUGCUCGCACUCAAAAUGUGACACUUAAAGUCCAGAGCGCUGUUGUUCUGUUUAUUAUCGCCUCAGUCUCUGGUUUUUAAGGAGCUAGAAUGAAAACAACCUAGCACAAUACAAAGCUACUAGCACUGCAGACCUAAAGGUGCAGAUUUGAGUGUUUUCACUAUGAAGUCUUCCUACAAGAGUUAUUUGUUGAGUACCGUGGGUUUCACUGAAUAACGGAAAUCUCAGGGUUCCAAUUUUACACACUUUCGCUUCACUUUGGAAUUAGUUUGUUAAAUCAGUUGUUAAACUACCGGAAAUUGUAACUUGGUUUCUUUGGUGCGAAAUGGUUUCACUCAUGCAUAUCACUCUAUGCCAUAUUGAUAUUAAUUCGGAAAGUUUGCUCCAUUGAGUCAAAAGUUAAUAAGUAAUGAAUGAAUCAUAAUGCGUUUCCUCGUACUUUGUGAAUGUACAGACUCAAACAAAAGCAUGUUGCUGUGAGAGGAAGUUUGCUGCAACGAGGAUGGAGUUUCAACUUUCCCGGCUCGAUUACAUUUUUAAUAGCAAAGACCAGUCUGUCUGUGGAAUUACAGCCGUCAUGUAGUUAAGAAGCAGUCACACAAACCAUUGCUGCAGAGAUUAUUCAGUUUCCUGAAGGCAAUCUGUUUGCCUUUUGUAGCCACAAACAACUCUACACCUCCGAGAAGAAGAAAAUACAGCACAGACUCAAAGAUCAAGCAUGCCCGCCAUAUGUAGAAUUAGUUUCUUCAGCAUGUGCCAAGGGAUUGCUUUGCUCUGACAAUGCUUUUGUCUGGGCAGGAGGGACUGACAGAAAUAUGAUGUGCCACUCAGACUAAACCUUUGAACUGAUUUUGUAAAAUUUUGUAACUUAAAAACACGAUAAAGAGGUUUCAGUCGUACUAAGGUGAUGCUGAGUUACAUGCAUUAACCACUAUAGUUGAUUUCACUGACAACCAACCACUUAUCCAAGGUCUCUCUGCGUUGCCGUGUCUGACUUUCAGGGGCUUCAGCUGAAAAAAAGGACUAACUAUAACUAUCAACUUUCCAAACUGACUGAACAGUCGACUUUAAAAAAAAAAACAAAAAAAAAAAAAAAACAGGCUGGCUUUGGUUAAUUUAAUGCAGAUCUUUGUAAUGCACCGUUCCAGCUGCAGAGGUUUUUUUUAAUAUGUUAAAAAUUUUAAGAAAAAUGUGUCUGUUUCUAAAUGUUGUUUCUAAAAUAAAGCACUUUAUUUCCAUGAGGAUUAAACGUGA
This is a messenger RNA of Dicentrarchus labrax (European seabass), 3912 nucleotides long. RefSeq names its product ankyrin repeat domain 13A (gene ankrd13a). NCBI's taxonomy places the organism in Eukaryota, Metazoa, Chordata, Actinopteri, Moronidae. Gene Ontology annotation, molecular function: protein binding. Gene Ontology annotation, cellular component: cytoplasm. The record is from RefSeq and is a predicted model, not a curated record. The transcript is spliced from 15 exons. Bases 426 to 2225 code for a protein of 599 amino acids.